AUGCCGCAGCGGGACGUCUAUAAUCCUCUCCUCUUUGAAAUCGCUUGGGAGGUUGCCAAUAAAGUGGGUGGCAUCUACACUGUGAUCAAGACCAAGGUACCUGUUACAGUGCACGAAUUUGGCGAUCGCUAUUGCUUGAUUGGUCCCCUGUCGACAGCCUCGACCAUGGAAGUCGAGUCGCUCGAACCACCAGCCGGAAACAUCCGAGAUACGCUUGAAUCCAUGUCUGCCCAUGGCGUGAACUAUCUGUUUGGCCGAUGGCUGGUUGAAGGUGCACCGUACGUGCUGCUGUUUGAUACCAGCAGCGUGACUACCAAGCUGGAUGAAUGGAAAGGCGAUCUUUGGCAGUCGGCAGGGAUACCGAGUCCGUCGCAUGAUCACGAGACCAACAAUUCGAUCCUGUUUGGUUAUCUUGUUGCUUGGUUCCUCGGUGAUCUCGCACCCAAGUACAGCGCCGAUCCGGAUGCCUCGUCUUCUGCCAUGGUUCGAAGCCCUACCAUUAUUGCACAUUUCCAUGAAUGGUUAGCCGGCGUCGCCAUUCCGUUAUGCAAAGGCCGUCGCAUCGACGUGACCACCAUCUUUACAACUCACGCGACCCUGCUCGGUCGAUACCUGUGUGCCGGGUCGGCGGAUUUCUACAACAACUUGCGCAACUUUGACGUAGACAAGGAAGCAGGUGAUCGCGGUAUCUACCACCGCUACUGCAUUGAGCGCGCAGCUGCACACUGUGCCGACGUGUUUACAACUGUCAGCCAUAUCACUGCAUAUGAAAGUGAGCAUUUGCUGAAGCGCAAACCAGACGGAGUACUACCAAACGGUCUCAAUGUCGUCAAGUUCUCGGCCGUGCACGAGUUCCAGAACAAGCAUGCAUUGAACAAACAAAAGAUCAAUGACUUUGUGCGUGGCCAUUUCUAUGGCCACUAUGAUUUUGAUCUCGAAAACACCGUUUAUUUCUUCACAGCGGGCCGAUACGAAUAUCAGAACAAGGGAGUCGAUAUGUUGCUGGAAUCGCUUGCACGUCUGAACCACAGGCUUAAAGCCGCCCGGUCCAACACUACGGUCGUGGCAUUUGUGGUUAUGCCAGCUGCCACCCAUUCCUUCAAUGUCGAGGCACUCAAGGGCCAAGCGGUCACAAAGCAACUUCGUGAGACCGUCGACGAUGUACAAGAUCGGAUUGGUCGCAAAAUAUACGAAAAGGCGCUUAGAGGUGAAGAACUGAGCCCAGAAGACUGGCUAUCGGAUGAAGACAAGGUCAUGCUGAAACGACGCAUGUUUGCAUUGAAGCGAUCAACGCUCCCUCCGAUUGUCACGCACAACAUGGUCGACGAUAACAAUGAUCCAAUCAUUGACCAUUUGCGGCGAUUGCAGCUGUACAACAAGUCCGAGGACCGCGUCAAGAUUAUUUUCCAUCCAGAGUUCCUCAGCGCCAACAACCCGUUGCUAGGACUCGACUAUGAAGAGUUCGUGCGUGGAUGCCAUUUGGGCGUGUUUCCGUCUUACUAUGAGCCGUGGGGUUAUACGCCAGCUGAAUGCACCGUGAUGGGUGUCCCUUCUGUCACCACAAACUUAUCUGGUUUUGGCUGUUUUAUGGACGAAAACAUUGAAAACUGUGAAGACUAUGGCAUCUACAUUGUCGAUCGCCGUCUCAAAUCCAUCGAAGAGUCCAUCCAGCAGUUGUGCGAUUUUAUGUUCCGGUUCUGCUCCAAGACCCGUCGACAACGCAUCAACCAGCGCAACCGUACCGAGCGUUUGUCGGAUCUGCUAGACUGGAAACGAAUGGGACUGGAAUACAUGAAGGCACGGCAGCUGGCUCUUCGACGCGUGUAUCCUGACUCGUUCCUGGAUGAUGACGACGAGGAAGAGGAAGACAUGAUGCCUAUACCCAUGAAGAUUCCCAAACCGCUCUCGGCCCCUGCAAGCCCACGUAUCCGACGUCAACUCAAUGGCUACUUUGACCGGGACGAAGAAGACGAUGAGGAGGAGGAGGACAGAGCACCGAUUCGCUUAAAAGAAUUCCCAGCGUUGCGAGGCCAGAAAGGUGAAGGAUCGCGUGAAGAAGAGUUGCUCAGAGAAGGAGAUAUUGCCACUUUGAACAAGUUGACCCUCGAGGAUAAGAAGCGCCACGGAUAA
Molecule: messenger RNA, 2130 nt
Organism: Zychaea mexicana
Lineage: Eukaryota; Fungi; Mucoromycota; Mucoromycetes; Mucorales; Lichtheimiaceae
Product: glycogen synthase
Exons: 7
Coding region: 1-2130 (709 amino acids)
Biological process (GO): glycogen biosynthetic process
Cellular component (GO): cytoplasm
Molecular function (GO): alpha-1,4-glucan glucosyltransferase (UDP-glucose donor) activity
Source: RefSeq, a predicted model, not a curated record